CUACAGCACACGUUAAAAAAAAUUCGUCUUUUAAAGACAAUUUAAAGAUUAAACGCCUCGGUGCACAUCAGCAGCGGGAUAUUGUUAUAAACCAAACCUUUGGUAAACAUAAUAAAAUUGAUUUAACAUGGAGUGGUUCCCCAGAACAAAACGGCUAGCUAACUGCUAACGUUAGCUUGUCAAAGACCAAAGAAGACGCAUUUCGCUUCCCGCGUGUGUCAGUAAUCGAGGAGGAUGGUAACUGGUUACGAACAGGAUUUCAGGAUCUCAAGCAUCUUUCUGAGAGAGAUUACCAAACAGAAAAGCAGCAAGACAACGCGGUAAAGUUCGACUUGCUCAGCAAAACUAACUGACAGCGCAUACCAACAGGUGCCAAUUAUACAGCCUGCGUGUUGAAGCCUGCCCGGUCGCCACUGACCCUGUUACCCAGCUUUAAUGUCAACUCUUUGGCUCCUAAGUGGAGGGAAUUACCCCACUUUUAGUCACCAAUCAGGAAAAGAAGAAGAGCAACACAGCAAAAUGCAGAGCUUGACUCAUUUUUAACCCAUGCGCUUUUUUCAGUGUCUGACUGCUCCUGCUCUCUGGUGAAACAGGGUCAGGACUGUGUGGAUAAAACCCUGAGGGUUUUGACAUUUCAGCCUCACUGUCUUUUUUUUUUUGUUAUAUACUUUUGCUCCUCCUCUGGCCUCGGUGCUUUUUGGAAGGGGCCCAGAUGAUGGGGGGGCGUUGCUCAGGCAUAUGCAGAGCCCUGGCUCUCUUGGCAUUCCUGUUUCCCUUGCGAGAGAGGGGCUGCUGGGGGCUGAAUCCCAGCUCUGGGGAUCUGGAGAAGUCCCCACACUCUGAUCCAGACCCCUGGGAGGCCCUGCUCAGGCACAAACGCAGCUGGGUAUGGAACCAGUUCUUCGUAUUGGAGGAGUACACAGGAAAUGAACCACUCUAUGUUGGCAAGCUACACUCAGAUGUGGACAAAGGAGAUGGCAAGGUGAAGUAUGUGUUAACCGGCGAGGGCGCAACCUCCAUCUUCACCAUUGAUGAGAACACAGGGGACAUCCAUGCCACAAAGCGCCUUGAUCGGGAGGCACAGCCCUACUACACCCUCCAAGCUCAAGCUGUAGACCGAGUCACCAAUAUACCCGUAGAGCCCAGGUCUGAAUUUGUGGUCAAGGUCCAGGACAUCAACGAUAAUGAGCCAAAGUUUCUUGAUGGACCAUACUUGGCAGGGGUACCAGAGAUGUCACCCUUAGGAACCAUGGUAGUGCAAGUGGCAGCCACAGAUGCAGAUGACCCAACAUAUGGGAACAGUGCCAGGGUGGUCUACAGCAUCACCCACGGACAGCCAUACUUCUCAGUGGAGCCUAAGACAGGUGUCAUUAGAACAGCUCUGCCCAACAUGGACCGGGAGACGAGGGACCAGUAUGUGCUUGUCAUCCAGGCCAAAGACAUGGUCGGCCAGAUGGGUGGCCUCUCUGGCACCACCUCUGUCACUGUCACGCUUACCGAUGUCAACGACAAUCCGCCUCGGUUCACUCACAAGAACUAUCAGUACACGGUUCUGGAGUCGCUGCCGGUGCAAUCUGUGGUGGCCAGAGUCAAAGCGGCCGACGCUGAUAUAGGCUCCAACGCAGAGAUGGACUACAGGAUUAUGGACAGCGACGGGCCUGGCAUGUUCAACAUAACAACAGAUGAGAACACACAAGACGGGGUCAUCAUCCUUCUGAAGCCUUUAGACUUUGAAACAAAGAGCAGCUUCUUUUUGAGAAUCGAGGCCACAAACAGGAAUAUUGACUCCAACUUCUUGAGCUUGGGCCCAUUUAGCGACACGACAUCAGUCAAGGUGAUGGUGGAAGAUGUUAACGAGCCACCCGUCUUUUCCACACCGCUGAGCAAGAUGGUUGUUUCGGAAGACGCCAGAGUGGGCACAUCAAUCGGGAGAGUCUCUGCCCAUGACCCAGACACCUCCAACAAUGCCAUCAGGUACUCCAUUGACAGAAACACAGACUUGGAACGCUUCUUUAAUGUGGACGCUCUCAGUGGUGUCAUCAGCACAGCCAAGCCUCUGGACCGAGAGGCCAACUUGGUCCAUAACCUCACUAUCUUUGCCAUUGAGAGCCAGGACCCAACCCAAAUUGGAAAAGGCAUCGCUCUCAUCACAGUGCUGGACAUAAAUGAUAAUGCCCCGGUCUUUGCCAUAGAUUAUGAAACCCUCCUCUGUGAGAACGCCAUGCCAGGACAGGUGAUUCAGACCAUCAGUGCAGUGGAUAAGGACGAACCUCUGAGCGGUCACCGCUUUUAUUUCGCCCUGGCUGCACCUGUUGCCGGCAACCUCAACUUCACCCUGCGAGAUAACAAAGACAACACAGCCUCCAUACUGACGAAGCGAGGUGGUUUCAGGAGACGAGAGCAAGCUGUGUAUCGGUUGCCGGUGUUGAUUGUGGACAGCGGAAGUCCUGCCCUCAGCAGCACAAACACACUCUCAGUGCGAGUGUGUGACUGUGACUCUGAUGGCGUGGCCUUGUCUUGUGGAGCUGUGGCCUACACCGCGACUGGCCUGAGCACCGGCGCCCUACUGGCUAUUUUAGGCUGCAUCAUCACACUUCUGGUGAUGGUUCUGCUAAUUGUGACUAUGCGUCGGAGGAGGAAGGAGCCUCUGAUUCUCGAGGAGGAGAGGGACAUCAGAGAGAACAUUGUCCGCUACGACGACGAGGGUGGGGGAGAGGAGGACACAGAGGCCUUCGACAUGGUUGCUCUCCGCAACCUAAACGUCAUCAGAGAUCCCAACGUUAGGCGAGACGUCACACCAGAUACUCCCACCUUCUUUCAUUACCCAUCAACUACUCGCCCAUCCUAUAAAUCCCUACCAGACAACGUGGUGUUUCGAGAGUUUAUUUGGGAGCGACUGAAGGAUGCUGAUGUGGACCCGUCAGCUCCCCCGUAUGACUCUCUGCAGACAUAUGCUUUUGAAGGCAGCGGCUCUGUUGCAGAGUCACUAAGCUCUUUGGAGUCACUAAGUACAGACUCAGAUCAGAACUAUGACUAUCUCAGCAACUGGGGACCACGCUUCAAAAAGCUGGCUGACCUGUACGGCAACAGUGACGGCACCAGUGUGUUCUCAUAGCCCCUAAAUGGCCACUCUUAACAUUUCUCAGACUUACGGAAAAAAAAUAAAAAAUAAGAGUAAUUUAUUGUCAGAGAAAAUGAUUUUGUCUGCCUUAGUGCAUCAGAGGAAAUAAAUUCAAAGACAACACAAGAGAGAUUGAAAAAAAACAACGCUUUGACUUCAAAAGGUUUUUGGUUUGUUUACCUCCUUGUGUGGAUUUUUUAAAAGCGUGACAUGGUGAGUUUUGACACAGACUUCAAAGUGGCUUGACUGAGGAGGAGACCUUGUGUGCAAAAGACAUUAAAGGUUUCAAAUUUUGGGCUCCAGUCCAAACAUUGACUGCAGAAUGCAUACAUAUUGAAGCAUUUUUACGGUGAGGCACCUGUCCUUUCAUUCCAGUGAUGGGCGCAGGCCCAGCACUCUUGCUUUGAUGCAUUCCUUUGUGCUAUCUUUGUGCUGAAAAAAAAAAAAAAAAAAAAAACGUUUCUCAUGAAAUGCUGUGUCCCCUGACGGCUAAUCACAAUUUCUGUGUUUUUAUUUUUAUUUUUUUGGUUGGGGAUCAGGGUGAUAAGAAGCUGUUUUUCAUAAACAUUUUUCACAUUAUUCAUGGGCUCAUAUCUCUCAACACAUAUGAAAAGUGCAGCUGCACUCAUACAGUAUGAAAAAGUAGUUGAUGUGCUAAGGAAGUGAUGUGAAGACAUUAAGUUUUGCAAAUAAUAAAAAGAAUGACACGUCAGUUUGUGGCUCCGCUGGGUGAAACAGGAGUAUAGUAAGUAUAAUUUCUCUUAUUCUCCUAACAAUACAUUUUGCAGAUGUUGCAAUGUAGUGUUUGUCAGAGUCUGUUUUUCUUCCACCUUUC
This is a messenger RNA of Sander lucioperca (pikeperch), 3956 nucleotides long. RefSeq names its product cadherin-7. The record is from RefSeq and is a predicted model, not a curated record. Bases 713 to 3115 code for a protein of 800 amino acids. Gene Ontology annotation, biological process: adherens junction organization; calcium-dependent cell-cell adhesion; homophilic cell-cell adhesion. The transcript has 12 exons. Gene Ontology annotation, molecular function: cadherin binding; calcium ion binding. Gene Ontology annotation, cellular component: plasma membrane; catenin complex; adherens junction. NCBI's taxonomy places the organism in Eukaryota, Metazoa, Chordata, Actinopteri, Perciformes, Percidae.